ACCAAAAAUUGAAAAAUAUCGUCGCGAACGCUUCGGACAAGCAGGUUCAAAGUAACAACAAUGGUCGUAAUCGAAAACGCUACUUCUCUGUAUCUUAUCGAGUCCAUUAUUAGAUAAACAAAUCGUGUUUUCACCUUCGUUACAGUGAUAGAUAGGUGGGUUAAAAUGAAUUGAACGAUCAGUUUAAAACGAGUUUAUUUUAAACAGCGUCUAGUGCAGUGCAGUUCCAUUCAAGCAACAUUAAAAUGGCGGAUGACAUCCAAGCCGAAUGGGAAGAACUGGCCGACGAAUAUAAAAAACUGGAAGAAACUCACCAGGUUUACCUUAAUAAACAGAAGGAAUUUCUUCAAAGUCAGUCGGUAUGUUUGGCACAAAUUAAGCAUCAACGGUACCGCCUCAAGUCCAUUCAAAAAAACUUCAAAAGCCUCAAAGGAAGCCAUGAUCUUAAAAACAUCGAGGAAGAGGCAGUUAAAAGAGAGGCCCAACUACAACUAAUCGAGGAAACAUUACCUAAAAGUGGAAGCAGAUAUUUAAGGGUAAUUUUAGGUAAUGUAGACGUAUCUUUUCUAAGUCAGGACGCCAAAUUCAAAUACAAAGACGACUAUGAAAAAUUCAAAUUGAUUUGCCAUGUCAUAGCCUUAGUAUCAUUAUUCUUAAUCAUGACUACUGGAUAUAAGAUUUUUGAGAUGCUUUAUUUCUUCUUUUUGGUAUGGUAUUAUUGUACUCUAACAAUAAGGGAGAGUAUAUUAAGAACUAACGGUUCCAAAAUAAAGAUGUGGUGGAGAAUCCAUCACGCACUGUCGACAGUGAGUUCUGGAAUAUUCCUGGUUUGGCCGGAAAAUGCUACUUGGCUUGAAUUCAAAGGACAGUUCUUCAGAUAUAAUAUUUACAACUGUUUCUUACAGUAUCUACUGUUUAACUAUCAAGAAGGCGCGUUAUACAGAUUGAGAGCCUUAGGGCAAAAGGACAACAUGGAGAUUACACUGGAAGGAUUCCAGUAUUGGAUGUGGAGGGGGCUAACUUUCCUUUUGCCUUUCUUGUUUAUAGCCUAUUUCUAUCAACUCUACAAUGCCUAUAUUUUGUAUAAGUUAUCCUUUCAUCCUGAAGCUACCUGGCAUGUUGCAGCUCUAGGAAUAUUAAUGUUGGUGUUUUUCACCGGAAAUUCGAUAACCACUCUUUUGGUAGUGCCAAAUAAAAUUAAAAACAAAAUGUUAGUGCGAUACAAAACUGCCUUAAGUAGACUGUACGGGAGGAUACCAAAAAAUAAUAGUGAUAGUAAAUUGAACAAGGACGAUUAAAUAAAGAAAAAAUAUUAAAAAGAUCUAAUAUUUUUAGUUUAAGUUUUUUUUUAAUUUUGAUAUGUUUAUUAGAAUAUUUAAUUUUAUAAUACUUAAGAUAUUCCAAAUAAAGAUUUCUGUGAUAU
Sitophilus oryzae (rice weevil) is the source of this 1423-nucleotide messenger RNA. RefSeq names its product transmembrane protein 120 homolog. Bases 246 to 1298 code for a protein of 350 amino acids. The transcript has a single exon. Lineage: Eukaryota; Metazoa; Arthropoda; Insecta; Coleoptera; Curculionidae. The record is from RefSeq and is a predicted model, not a curated record. Gene Ontology annotation, cellular component: membrane.